GUCAGUAUGACUUUCUAUUCCCUUAAACCAAUAAACCGGGUUUGAAUAGUUUGUAGAAGGUAGUAAAGUUUCAGAAGUUAGUUGAGGGCUCAAUCUCCGUCAGGCUGGAGCUAUCAGAUCCCCAAAACUGGUGGAGUGGCAGCAAGUCGAGGAGGAACAACAGGCAACACUCUCGAGGGGCAAAGAUGUCCCCAGAGAACCAGGAUGAGAGCGUGGACCACGCUGACCCCUUCCAGGACGUCUGUGAAGUGGAGUGUCCUGACCAGGAGUGCUGCGAGCACGUCACCAUCAACAUUUCAGGUCUGCGUUUCGAAACGCAACUUAAAACACUCGCAAGAUUCCCGAACACGCUGCUAGGAGACCCGAUUAAAAGGAUGCGGUUCUUCGACCCGUUGAGGAACGAGUUCUUCUUCGACAGAAACAGACCCAGUUUUGAUGCGAUACUGUAUUACUACCAGUCAGGAGGGAGGCUUCGAAGACCCAUCAACGUGCCUGUUGAGAUUUUUAUCGAUGAAAUCAAAUUUUACGAGAUCGGCGAUGACGUCAUCCAACAUUUCCAAGAGGACGAGGGUUUGCUAACGGAGGAAGAACGGCCCAUGCCGUCCAGCGAGUUUAAGCGUCAAAUCUGGCUGCUGUUCGAGUAUCCUGACAGCUCAGGACCAGCCAGAAUCAUUGCUAUAAUAUCUGUAAUGAUCAUCUUGAUAUCCAUUGUUAUCUUCUGUCUAGAAACUUUGCCCGAAUUUAGAGAGGAUGAUCGUGUGGUCAAAAACCAACUUGCGCCGAACGGAACUACUUCAGGAACAAAAUUAAGUCUACUGAUGGAUCCAUUCUUCUUGUUGGAGACGAUCUGCGUCGUUUGGUUUUCAUUCGAACUGUUUGUAAGGUUUCUUUCAUGUCCAAGCAAAGCUGCCUUCUUCAAAGACAUAAUGAACACCAUAGAUAUUGUGGCUAUUAUUCCAUAUUUCAUUACCCUAGGUUUAGACCUUUCCGAGACCGAUUCAAACUCACCACAGAGCACGUCUCUCGCCAUACUGAGAGUUAUCCGCUUGGUUCGCGUCUUCAGGAUUUUCAAACUCUCACGGCACUCCAAGGGUCUCCAAAUUCUCGGUCAGACCCUACGAGCGAGCAUGCGAGAACUCGGACUACUGAUAUUUUUCCUUCUCAUCGGCAUUAUAUUGUUCUCCAGUGCGGUUUACUUCGCCGAAGUGGACGACCCAGAAUCUUCUUUUACUAGCAUCCCUGACGCGUUCUGGUGGGCUGUUGUUACCAUGACUACAGUUGGAUAUGGCGAUAUGUAUCCCGUCACCAUUGGAGGCAAAGUUGUUGGAUCAAUGUGUGCCAUUGCAGGAGUUCUUACAAUCGCCCUGCCGGUACCGGUAAUCGUGUCGAAUUUUAAUUACUUCUAUCACCGAGAGCACAACGCAGAUGAGCAAGUGGAGUACACGCACGUGACCUGUGGCCGCCCGUUGCCGUCGUUAUGUGACCGAAAUAAAAGCGACAGUAAAUCCUCUCUCGUGAUAUCAGAGCAUUCAAAAGACGACGAAUGGAAUUCAUCAAGCGUAUCAAAUUUCAAUCCAUCAGAGGAACUUACAGAAAAACUCACAGCUGUAUAAGAAAUCCAAAAAGAGCUUUUAUGUGGACAGCGCCGCUCAAACUUAACUCUUUCCCUUUCUGUGUUUCCACUGUUAUUCGGUAGGGGGCGCUAUGACACAUCUUCUGUUCUGAAAGAGUACAAAAUCUGAUCAAGCAGCAGAAAUAGCGAUAUCAUUUGUAAAUAUGUGCAUAUUUAAAAUAGCGCUCAAUCAUCAAUAUUAAACAACAUAUAAAUCUAAAUGAAUUUAAUGAAGCAGGACUGUGAAGCUUUGGGGGUGUUGAUGGACUCGAUCUGUUUUGAAUCCCAGUGAAGAAAAAAUGCGUUCACAUGACACUUUUGUGAAAAGAAUCAAAAAUGCUGUGUCUGGGUGGCAAGAUUUUUCAAAAACGCUGGAGGGGAAAGAGUUAAAAGGACCAAUGUGAUAUUAUCGAUAUUAUGGGUAUCAACCGCCCUCUUGCGGCGAGGUUAGGGAUUUACAGAGUCCUACAGCCUGGAACCUGUUUGAGAAGGCAAAUGUCACACUGGUUCAUGUCUCAUUAUCUGCCCCCACCUGAUGUUACUUCUGAUUGCAGGAUGCAGCAGAUGUAUGAAGGCAUUUCUUCUCUAUAAAGAAGACAGAAGUUCAUAUUAUCUUCGUAACCUAAAAUAUGUGUGCAUUGUGACCUUAAAAUUGAUGUCCGUUGUUCGUCAGGAAAGGAAAUAUUUAUGUGUCGAAAGGAAUGUAACAACAAAACUUUUUUUCAUUUACCUAUUUAUGUGCAUAAUGCAAAUACAUACUGUAGCCUAUGUGAAAAUAUUAUAGUUUUCUUUGUGACGUAAGUGCGUCAACAAACCCGAUUGUCGCGAGACAACAGGUAAAGAGAAGCCAAAAUGUGUGAAAUGCCAAAAAAUAAGUGAAUGUAAAAAUUUAUACUCAGAGGCUGCCACUGAUUUUGUAACAUAUUGUAAUAUAUUUGUAAUCUAGAACUUAUUUAAAUAUUUAUAAAUUGAUUUAAGUUUUGUUCAUUAUGUCAGUGCCUUAUGCGAAAUUGCUCUUAAAAUAUCUCAUAAUCUUUGCCUUGUGCUUUCUGUGUGCGAGUUGUUGUUGGCACAUGUUGCCUUUGCUCAGGAUGAAAUGUAAUUGAAUGGUCUGACACUUGUUUCCUUAACAUUUGUUUUGAUUUGCUAACCUGCCCACAUGACUGCAUCAGACCAAGUGAAUGAACUAUUUUUCUAAUUUAUUAAUGAGGUAAGAAUGAACUUAUUUUUGCUAAAUAAAUAAUUUGUCUCAAUCAUA
Pimephales promelas (fathead minnow) is the source of this 2870-nucleotide messenger RNA. It is a transcript of the gene kcna6a, whose product is annotated as potassium voltage-gated channel, shaker-related, subfamily, member 6 a. Gene Ontology annotation, cellular component: membrane; voltage-gated potassium channel complex. The record is from RefSeq and is a predicted model, not a curated record. NCBI's taxonomy places the organism in Eukaryota, Metazoa, Chordata, Actinopteri, Cypriniformes, Leuciscidae. Gene Ontology annotation, molecular function: delayed rectifier potassium channel activity; protein binding. Gene Ontology annotation, biological process: potassium ion transmembrane transport; action potential; protein homooligomerization.